Messenger RNA from Colletotrichum gloeosporioides, 3822 nucleotides. RefSeq names its product Niemann-Pick type C-related protein 1. Gene Ontology annotation, molecular function: lipid carrier activity. The transcript has 2 exons. The record is from RefSeq and is a predicted model, not a curated record. Gene Ontology annotation, cellular component: membrane. Bases 1 to 3822 code for a protein of 1273 amino acids. NCBI's taxonomy places the organism in Eukaryota, Fungi, Ascomycota, Sordariomycetes, Glomerellales, Glomerellaceae.
AUGACCCUGUGGAAGCUCUUCGGAGCCGGCGGACUGCUGAUCGCCGGCCUGAACGGCGCGGCAGCAGAGCCAUAUACACCGAAACACGAAGCCGGACGAUGUGCGAUUCGAGGCCACUGUGGCUCCAAGAGCUUCUUUGGCAAGCAGCUGCCCUGUGUUGACAACGGGCCUGCCGAGGACCCCGACGAGAAGCUGCGACAGCAGAUCGUCGACCUCUGCGGAGAGAAAUGGAAAUCGGGACCUGUCUGCUGCGAUGCUGACCAGGUGAAAGCGCUCGCGUCCGAGCUCGGCACCCCGAACCAGAUCGUGUCCUCCUGCCCGGCCUGCAAGGACAACUUCUUCAACCUUUUCUGCACCUUUACGUGCUCCCCGGAUCAAUCGCUCUUCCUCAAUGUCACAAAGACGAUGGAAAAGAACAAAAAGGAGAUGGUCACCGAGCUGGACCAGCUGAUCUCCGAGGAUUACGGAACGGGCUUCUACGACAGCUGCAAGGAGGUCAAGUUCGGGCCGUCCAACUCCAAGGCCAUGGACUUUAUCGGAGGCGGCGCCAAGAACUACUCGCAGCUGCUCAAGUUCUUGGGAGACGAGAAAAUCAUUGGAUCGCCGUUCCAGAUCAACUUCCCGACCUCAUACACCGAGCCCGACAUGUCGCCCAGGGAGAUGACGCCGAAGAAGUGCAACGACGAGGACCCCAACUACCGCUGUGCAUGCGUCGACUGCCCGUCCGUGUGCCCGGAGCUCCCCGCCGUCAAGAGGCCUGGCGAGUGCUACGUCGGCCUGCUGCCCUGCCUCUCGUUUGCCGCCAUCUUCACCUACAGCAUCCUGCUCUUCUCCGCGAUCGCCGCCGUCGUCGGACACGUUUAUUGGAGGCGCCGUGCCAGGAGAGAGAGUGAACGCCUGAGACUUCUGCAAGAUGCCUCUCCUAGCGACGACGAAGACGAGGGCGACUUGGUCCAAAACGGUGCCAUGUUUGACCGACCCCAGCGCUACUACAAGAUCAACACGUGGUGCGACGCGGCCUUCAGCAAGCUCGGACAUGCGGCGGCAAGAUAUCCCGGCAUCACUAUUGGUGUGUCGCUGAUCUUCGUCAUCAUCUUCAGUGCUGGCUGGGUCCGAUUUGACCUUGAAAAGGACCCUGCACGUCUCUGGGUCAGCCCGACCUCCCCUGCCGCGCAGGAGAAGGCGUUCUUUGAUGAAAAGUUUGGCCCCUUCUACCGCGCCGAGAAGGUAUUCCUGGUCAACGAUCGGGACGGCCCGGCUCCCGUCCUCAGCUACGACACGCUGAUCUGGUGGAUGGACGUCGAGAAGAGCGUCAAGCAGCUGAAGGGUGCCAAGUACGGCGCCACGCUCAACGACAUUUGCUUGAAGCCCACCGGCUCUGCGUGUGUCGUCCAGUCUGUCGCCGCCUACUUUGAGAAUGAGCCGGCGCUUGUAGGCCGUGACUCCUGGCAAGACCAACUCAGACAGUGCGCCAAGUCUCCCGUCGAGUGCCGCCCUGACUUUGGUCAGCCAAUCGAGCCGAACAUGAUUCUUGGAGGCUACGACGAGGAUCCUGCCAAGGCCACCGCCAUCACGGUCAAUUGGGUUGUCAGCAACGCAGCCGAGGGAAGCCCUGCUGUCGAGCGCGCUAUGGACUGGGAGAACGCUCUCCGAGACCGUCUUCUCAUCGCCCAAGAAGAAGCCAAGGAGCGGGGACUUCGCCUGUCCUUCUCUACGGAGGUCAGCUUGGAGCAGGAGCUCAACAAGUCCACCAACACCGAUGCCAAGAUCGUCAUCAUCAGCUAUAUCAUCAUGUUCCUCUACGCUUCUCUCGCGCUUGGAUCUACUACUCUAUCCGUCAAAGACUUGAUGAGAAACCCCGCGGUCGCGCUGGUGCAGUCCAAGUUCAGCCUCGGUGUCGUUGGCAUUCUCAUCGUGCUCAUGUCCAUCAGCGCAUCGAUCGGUCUCUUCUCCUGGGCUGGUCUGAAGGCCACCCUCAUCAUUGCCGAGGUCAUCCCGUUCAUCGUCCUCGCCGUGGGCGUCGACAACAUCUUUUUGAUUGUCCACGAGUUUGAGCGAGUCAACGUCAGCCACCCCGACGAGAUGGUUGAGGAGAGAAUCGCCAAAGCACUCGGCCGCAUGGGCCCGUCCAUUCUCUUCUCCGCCCUGACCGAGACCGUUGCUUUCGCUCUCGGAACAUUCGUCGGCAUGCCCGCUGUCCGCAACUUUGCCGCUUACGCCGCUGGUGCCGUCUUCAUCAAUGCCAUCCUGCAGAUCACUCUGUUCGUGUCCGUCCUGGCCAUGAACCAGAUCCGCGUCGAGGACCACCGCGCCGACUGCAUCCCCUGCCUCCAGGUCAAGGCUGCCCGUGUCCACCUCAGCGGCAGCAACGGAAACGCCAAUGCCAGAUUCUACGAGGUGCCCGAAGAGAGCCUGCUCCAGCAGUUCAUCCGCCGCACGUAUGCUCCGGCGAUCCUCACUCGACAGGCCAAGGCUGCCAUCAUCGCCGUCUUCCUCGGUAUCUUCGCCGCCGGCAUUGCCUUAAUCCCUGAAGUCAAGCUUGGUCUCGACCAGCGUGUCGCCAUCCCCGACGGAUCCUACCUUAUUCCGUACUUCAACGACCUGUACGAGUACAUGGAAACGGGCCCUCCUGUCUACUUUGUCACCCGGGAGUUCAACGCCACCGAGCGCAGCCAGCAGCGGGAAAUUUGCGCCAGAUUCACCACCUGCGACCAGUUCUCCCUGACCAACAUCCUCGAGGGUGAGCGCAAGAGACCCGAGGUCUCCUUCAUCUCUUCGCCCACGGCCAGCUGGAUCGAUGACUACUUCCUCUGGUUGAACCCUGACCUCGGCGACUCGUGCUGCGUUGAGAACGGCAAGGCCUGCUUUGCAGACCGCAACCCGCCGUGGAAUAUCACCCUGUCCGGCAUGCCGCAAGACGGCGAGUUUGUCCACUACCUCGAAAAGUUCCUCACGUCUCCCACCAACGACGACUGCCCUCUGGGCGGCCAGGCCUCUUACGGCCAGGCUGUGGUGAUUGACUCCGAGCGGGACACCAUCCCUGCCAGUCACUUCCGAACGAUGCAUACACCUCUGCGCAGCCAAGACGACUUCAUCAACGCCAUGUCGGCCGCUCGCAGAAUUGCAUCUGAUAUCACGCGAUCCACCGGCGUCGACGUCUUCCCUUACAGUCUCUUCUACAUCUUCUUUGACCAGUAUGCCAGCAUCGUCUCGCUGACUGGCGCGCUCCUCGGCUCUGCGGUGGGCAUCAUCUUCAUCAUCUCGGCGAUCAUGCUGGGCUCCCUGCUCACCGCCCUGGUCGUGACGGUCACGGUCUGCAUGACGGUCGUGGACAUUAUUGGUGCCAUGGCGGUCUUUGGCGUGUCGCUCAACGCCGUCUCCCUGGUCAACCUCAUCAUCUGCGUGGGCAUUGGCGUGGAGUUCUGCGCCCACAUCGCCAGGGCCUUCAUGUUCCCGUCCCGCACCGUCAUGGAGCGAGCCAAGAACCGCUUCCGCGGACGUGACGCGCGUGCCUGGACGGCCCUGGUCAACGUCGGCAGCUCCGUCUUCUCGGGCAUCACCGUCACCAAGCUCCUCGGAGUCUGCGUGCUCGCCUUUACGAGAUCCAAGAUCUUUGAGAUCUACUACUUCCGUGUCUGGCUCGCCCUGGUCGUCUUUGCGGGCACCCACGCCCUCAUCUUCCUCCCGGUCGCCCUCAGCUUGUUUGGCGGCGAGGGAUACGUCGACCCCGAGAGCGAGGGCGGCAUCGAGGAGGACCUGGCCAGCCGCAGAUACCGGGCGUUGGUGCCGGAUGAGGACACCGACUCUGACGAUGAUUAUUAG